Corticium candelabrum is the source of this 2640-nucleotide messenger RNA. RefSeq names its product fibrillin-1-like. The coding region runs from base 451 to 2436 and encodes 661 amino acids. The record is from RefSeq and is a predicted model, not a curated record. The transcript is spliced from 13 exons. Gene Ontology annotation, molecular function: metalloendopeptidase activity; zinc ion binding; calcium ion binding. Gene Ontology annotation, biological process: proteolysis. NCBI's taxonomy places the organism in Eukaryota, Metazoa, Porifera, Homoscleromorpha, Homosclerophorida, Plakinidae.
AUGCUCACUCUUUUGACUAACAAUGCAGGAGUUGUGAGGCACUGCCUGUUACUGUUUUGGGCCACAAAAUCAAAUCAUCUCAGAGACAUUUGUAGUGAAGAAAUUGUUUAAUUAACUAAAAUAGAAAUUUGUCAUAAACAAGUGUUGUGGUUAUCCUGUAGGUUGUGGAGCCAUUAUCUCUACAUACUUCAAAAGCAAAUAUUGAGAAGCAAGUUGUUGGCAUUAGGACAUCUGCUUAUGUAGUCAAACAGUGAUUUGGCAGUUGCAGAUGGGCGUCCCUUGUUGCAAGGUGACAUUGUACGUGGCGAGCAGUUGCAACUCAGCAGGGUGUUGCUGUCUGGGGAAUCCCCAAAUCUGACUGCGAGACUGUGGCCGCAUGCUACCGUUAUCUAUGAUUACGAAGAAAGUCUAGCUAGGCAAACAAGAUCUACGAUUGAAGCAGCCAUUCAAAUGUGGAACAACUCUACAUGUCUUAAAUUCAACAGAAAACACUCUUUUGAUUCUAACUACCUUCUCUUUGUUGCUCAUGAAGGCUGUUGGUCAUACUUAGGCUUUCAAGGUGGUGAGCAGAAAGUCUCGGUGGGUCGUGGUUGUCGGCAUGUUGGCGUUGUUGCUCAUCAGAUUGGCCAUGCUAUUGGAUUUGGUCAUGAGGCUUUGCGUCCAGACAGAGACAGAUAUAUACGCAUUAUGAAGAACAAUAUCAAGACAGAUACCUUUCAGCAAUAUUUCAACAAGAACCCAAGUGGAUUAUCUAGUGACAAAUAUAACCUCACUUACGAUUUUGAGUCAAUCAUGCACUUCAAGAAUACAAGUUACAGCGGAGGUAGACGGAAAUUAUCUAUCAAAGUGCGGUAUCGUUGGAGAAAUGAAAUCCACAGUCUGGGACAGAGAGAGCGAUUGAGUCGAUUGGACAUUAGAAGAGCCAAUCUGUUGUAUUCAUGUCCAACAGAUGUGUCAGAGUGUGAUACCGGCAAGCUCAACUGUACAUUGAGGUGCGUGAGGAGUCAGGGCGGUGAAAAAUGCGUUUGUAAAGAUGGCUAUUACUGGUCAUGGGAUGAAAGGCAAUGCAAGAAAAUACCGGGAGAUGACUGCAAGAAACUGAAGUGUCAUAAAUGUCGAAUGGUUGAAUCGAAACCCGUUUGUAGCUGUCAUUUAGGAUAUGUAUUCAACGUUGUUACAAAAACAUGCAAAGAUGUAGACGAGUGUCACAACGGACAUCACUUGUGUCGACCUGACCAGAAAUGCAUCAACACACCAGGAAGAUACAAGUGCGGUUGCAAAGUAGGAUACGUUGAGAAGAACGGCGUCUGUGAAGAUGAAGAUGAAUGCUCUGUAAACCCCAACCUAUGUGAAGGACGUACGACUUGCGUCAAUAGAGAUGGAGGAUACGAUUGUAAGUGCCUGCGUGGUUAUGUGCUGCUAAAGAAUACUCAGUUUUGUGAAGAUGUGGACGAAUGCCAUACACCUAACAGGUGUAGUCCGUUACAGAUUUGUGUCAAUACUGUUGGAGAUUUUGAAUGUGAGUGCAAGAGGGGUUACUCUAAUACCUCUAACCCACAGGAAUGUGUUGACAUUGACGAAUGUAAGGUGAACAACGGCGGGUGUGCACAUGAUCAUAUGUGUAUCAACUCUCAAGGCGGCUUUACGUGUAAUUGCAGGGAAGGAUACACUAAAGAUCCCCAUUACUUUGGGAGAUGUUUGGAUAUGACUGAGUGUAAAGCUAACAGAAGCAUUUGUAGCAAAUCUGAACAAUGUGUCAAGGAUAAAGAAGGAUACAGAUGCAAAUGCUCUCAUGGGUAUGGACGACAUCCCAAAACCAGAGUGUGUGUGAAUGCUACAGUAUUGCGGCCAAGGUCGUGCAGGGAUAUCCAGAAAAUGGAGCUGGGUGAAGAGGACGGUGAGUAUCAACUUUAUCCAAAUCGUAAAUGUUCUGCAGCAAUUAGUAUUUAUUGUGCUGACAUGAAGGGAAGCGAACCUCUUUCUUACCUGACGUUACAUUCAACUAAUAACACGGCUACUGCCUGCUCUGGUGUACGGCCUGGAUGUCCAAGUAAAAAGAAAUGGAAACGAAAAUAUAAAACAGUCUCCAGUACGUUUAAACGCAUUCGAGUUCAUUUGCGGAAAACAUUGGUGUACGUGAUUAGGACAGAUACUCGAUUUACCAUUGGAAACAUGCCUGUGCCAUAUGCUACUGCAUCCAGUUGUGGAAACUGGUCGGCUGUGGAUCCGGGAGAAAGCUCGACAUUUCGUAUCGAUCUUCGAGGGACAGACUUACAUCUUGAUCGAGAACUUCAUUGGAUGAGUAUGAAUAACAGAAGUGAAGAUAUCAGAGUUAAUGUUUCCAGCAAUGGCUGGAUAGUCGACGGCAAUUGCAGUGGCAAUUGUAAUUAUUGUCAACCUCUUAGAAAACUGAGACUGACGCCUGAUAUGUGUUAGGGACGGCCAUAGACGGAAGACACUGCAGCGCAAUUCAAUGGAUAAAUAAUACGCUAGCAGACAAUAUGCCAUUGAGUUCCUGUGUGUCUAUCCUAGACUGUCAACACUGUGCAUUGUGGUGGAGUACAUGCUGGCAUAAAGAAUUAGUCUAAUCCAAUCUGUUGAGUUACUAGCCUACGUAUGCUUUCCACCAACCGCGUACAU